UUGGGAAGGCCGUGAGCCCGAAAACAACACAGUACAUAUUUAAAUUAACAAAAAAAAAAAUAAAAAAAGGAAAAAAGAAGAAGAAUUCCUCCUCCGUAAUACGAGAAAUAGAAUGGAUGAUGAUAAUGGGGGUGGUUUUAAGGAUCGGGUGGAUAAAGUGUUUGGGUCGAUUACAUCAUCAUCAAUAGGAUUAUGGUCUGUAACAGAUGGCAAGGUCGAAAGGAGAGAAUGGAAGCGUAGCAGCACAACAAGAAACGAUGACGAAAUCCCCGUUUCCUCUUCUUAUUAUUCUUGUUUGAAUCAAGAUGAUGCUGAUUUCGAUAUUCGCUCUUCUAUCGGGCUGGAUUCCACUCUUGAUCAUGAGGAAGAGGAAGAUGCAUAUGAUAAGAUGGCACAAGGAAAGGAGAACGAUGCCGAUGAUUGUCUAUUUAUGAAGGAUGUUACCCAUUAUGGACCGUAUUUGAACUCUCAUAAUGUUGUUAAGAACCACCCUUUUUCAAGUCAUCAUAAUGCUUCUCCAAUACCUAGGUUGAAUGAAGAUGAUGAAGAAGAAGCAGAAGACGAUGAUGAUGAACCAAUGUUAAAUGCACGGCCAUCUUGUUUCACUGUCAGAUCACCCAAUGAUGGUAUAUGUAAAACGAAGUCUAUAUUGAAAAGGAAAAAUGAUGAGGUGUCAAAACCCGCAAAACGUGUGAGGUUUGACCCGACAUGUAAGAAUCAAGAUGAUGAAUUCACAAAUGCCGUCCGGCUACCCCGUGUAUCAAAUAAUGGGUCUUGUGUUCCGGAUUACAUUUUGAAUCCUUCAAAGUACACACGAUAUAAAUUGGAUGAUAUUUCUCAUCAUGCCAAUGAGGGCUCUAAUAGUCGAGCUUCUUGGGAGCCAAAAUCAUCAUUUGGUGAAUUGCCUAGAUCACUAGUUUUUAUUCCUCGGAAAAAGAAAGCCGAUAACAGCGAGGGACAACAGGUUAAACAAUCAUCUACUCAAGCAGCCUCUAGCAUUGCGGUUGCUGCUCAAAAUGAUGAAGCUAGUGAGAUACAAGGAGAUGAUGUUUGUACUAAAGCCAGUAAGUUUCAGAAGCCAGAUCGUCGAUAUAGGUCCAAAAUGGAGAAAGAUGACAAUGUUUGUUGAUGUGACAUGUUUUAAAAGUUUCAGUUUAGACGUUUGAUUUCUCUUCUUUUAGGUAUAGCAAAAAUAUGUAACUUACUUUGUUGUACGACUGUAGCAUUCAAGAUUUAAUGACUAUACCAACUCGUGCUAAUGUUUCUGAAAA
Molecule: messenger RNA, 1271 nt
Organism: Erigeron canadensis
Lineage: Eukaryota; Viridiplantae; Streptophyta; Magnoliopsida; Asterales; Asteraceae
Exons: 2
Coding region: 113-1129 (338 amino acids)
Source: RefSeq, a predicted model, not a curated record